Colletotrichum orchidophilum is the source of this 981-nucleotide messenger RNA. RefSeq names its product ubiquitin-conjugating enzyme. The record is from RefSeq and is a predicted model, not a curated record. Bases 1 to 981 code for a protein of 326 amino acids. NCBI's taxonomy places the organism in Eukaryota, Fungi, Ascomycota, Sordariomycetes, Glomerellales, Glomerellaceae. The transcript is spliced from 3 exons.
AUGGCAACUCCCAAGUUCAACUCCAAGUCGCCUACGAUACGGCGCAUACUACGCGAAGCCCAAGAACUCUCCAGCUCUCCAUCACCGGAUUAUACGGCUACUCCACUGGAAUCAGAUCUGUUCGAAUGGCACUUCACCUUCCGCGGGCCACCCAACUCGUCCUAUAGCGAAGGCAUCUACCAUGGCCGUAUUGUGUUACCGCCAACGUAUCCUCUUCGCCCGCCGAGCUUUCGCUUCCUUACACCAAGCGGCCGCUUUGAAACCAACCGGGAGAUCUGCCUGAGUAUCAGCGGCCACCAUGAGGAGACGUGGCAACCCGCAUGGGGCGUGAGAACGGCACUCGUCGCGCUGCGUAGCUUCAUGGAGACAGACCCCCGAGGUCAGCUGGGCGGUCUCGAGACGAGCGAUGCCGUACGAAAGCGCCACGCAAUGGUAUCGCACACAUUCAAAUGCCCAACCUGCGCAAAGACAAAUAUCGAAAUCAUCCAAGAAUGUGAAGAAUCUGCUAAGGCCAAAGCCGACUUGCCAGAUUCGGCGACUGAAAUCGAGAUCCCUUCCGAGCUGAAGCUUGGUUACAAAGAUGAGAUGACCGAGUCUAAAGGGUCAGAAGGAGAACAAGCGGCAGCAGCUACAGUAUCUCCGACACCAAGAUCCGACCCGGCGGACACAGAGAGCGCCGAACUGGCCGAGGGCUUUGUUCGUACGGCACCUGGGACAAUAGCGGCGACUUCGAGUUCAGCGUCAACAUCACGACCACCAGCGACGGCGCCAUCUUACCCUCCCGCGCGUCCAGGUGAAGGAAUUACCACUCCCACGCGGACGGUCUCGCUCCCCCCCGCCCCAAAUCUCAGCGUGCGACCCCAAGCUCCUCCUACUACCCAUGCGUAUGAUGAAGGCGUGCCGCUCUGGGUUGAUCGAGCCAUUGUCGUUCUUGUUGUGCUUCUGCUGGCCAUGAUUCUCAAGGUCUUGCUUGACUUGUAG